GGUUCUCAGGGUUCUCACCAAAAUCAGAAAGCCGGUUCUCAGCAGUCAUAUCCAAUGAACACUAAUAUUAGUCAGUCAGGUUCACGUUCGAAUAGUCAAAUGGAUGACUGUGUUGAACGUGUAAAUCAGGCUACAGAACGGUGGGAGGAGGAUGAGCCUCUUGGUGAUCGUGCUACGAAGGCUGCUGUUUUAUAUGCGAAUAUUAAUCAUCCUGAGUUAAAGCAAGAUCAUCCACUUUGGAAUGAUCGGGUCAAACACAUACAUAGAAUUUGGAGAUUAUUGGAUGCAAACAUCAGGCAAGAGUAUGUCAACAAAGCCCGGGAGAAUAGAGCGAAUCGCGCCAGACCGAAGAAGAAAGUUCCGUCAAACGCAGUGCGUUCUGGAUCUAAUGGCGAUACUGGUCCUUCAUCAUCGCGUCCUACUGGGUAUUAUUAUUCAGGACAGGAGGGAGACGCAAACGCAGGUCCUCCUUUGGCGCCUUGUAGCGCAGCUCCUCAAAAUCUGCAACCUUCCGUUGUGCACUUAAGUAAGGAGGUCUUCGAUAACUAUAAUAUGCUGCAGCGGCGUAGCAAUGAACUUAAAAAGUAUCAACAGGCUAUUGAAACUGAUUUGUUGCGCAUGCGAAAGCAGAAGAAGAAUUUAAUUGCGAAGCGUCGACAGCUGAACAAAAAUAAUCAGCAGGUUGAUGCACAUGGUGAAAGGAUCGAAGUUGACCUCAAUGAGAAUGACAAAAAGUCUUUGCAAACGCUGGCAAGUACUAUUGUAAUAAGGCAGAAAGAUCUAGAAAGUUGCAAACGAGAUAUUAAACAACACUCAUCAAAUAUUCGUGAUUUUGAAAUGCAACACAACAUUCCUCACAAUAUGUACAUCCAAAACGAGCAGCUAGUACAAGGUUCUGAAAUGCAUAUGAAUAUCAUCAGGACUCCGGUGGGUCAACACCCGGCUCAAAUAAGCACUUCAGUCACUCAAGAUGGACUUCGGCCGCCACCUCCCUAUGCUUCAGUACCACCAGCAAAUGGAGGGUAUCUCGUUCGACCCCCUUUUCCCCAUUAUCAAAACGUUAAUGUAACUAUGCAACAACCUCAGUACAUGAACGUCAAGAUGGAAAAUGGCCAACAAUUGACUUCACCCAAUUUUUCUCCUCAACCGAAUAGUAAUUCUACUGGGUCAGGAGAUUGGCAAGUUCGUAGUAGAGGCAGUAAUAAAAAGAGGAAACGUGACGACGACUCAUCUGAAUGUUCGAGGCCUCGUGUCUUGGGAGGUGUUAGUGAAAGCAGCUUGACCACACCUGAAGAGAAAGAACUUUUUGAUGUGCUUCACAAUAUUAUUUCCCAAGUGGUCAUCAUGGUUGAAGGUGCAGAGGGUUGUCGUAAAACUGGAAUGCUUAAGAAACUGCUGGAGUCUCAGCCCGGGAGUGGUGCUGCAGUCCAGAAGUCUCCGCACCGGGGACCUGAAUCGCAAGAUGGUUCUGUGGGUGAUUUGACCAUAAGAAAUCUUGAGGCACCGAAACCAAAAAAGAAGCGGACACAAGUAAAGAAAAUGUCAGUGGGAGCAAACAAUGAGUAUGAACUGCUGCUUACAAGAAUAAACGCUCAGCUUCGACUCUGCAGUCCACUACCAAGGAGCGCUCUUGAACCGUUGCCAAGAAAUGACCGGUCCUCAUUUACGACUCUCGGUGUAAGUGACCUACCAGAUCGGAAAGAUAAGAUGCCUAUAGUGGGUGAAAAGAUCGGUGCAAUGAAGCUUGUUUUUAUGGAUGAUUACUAUGCCAGUAUUUUCAAAUGCCCGUUUAAAAAAGAGGAUGUUUACACUUUGAUGAGCGAUUUUUGCAAAGACAUAAACACAAAAGCAUUGAUGAAUUACGAUUCCCAAAAUUAUGCAUGGCGUGAAGAAUAUGAUAUUGAUUCUCACGGAACUAGGAUGGAGUCAUUGUUGGCACCUCAACGGUCAAGGUCGCCUCGGCUUCGUGGGGUUGCUCGGAUCCCUGAUGCAGUUGCUCCAAUAUCGCCUCACAGAUCAGCUUUCUUCAAAAAACUGGAAAUGGAUCAUGAAGAAUGUUCAGUUAACCUAAUUAUUGAGGGAGUAGACUCAUCGGUUUGUUUUGAUCAGUUGAUGGCCUUAUUGAACGUGAAAAAUAAACCCGAGUUUCAACUUGACACUCCUCCUCGGACGCCAGAGCUUAGUCAGUCAUCUACAGUUGAAAAUAUAAAGUCUGAGCCAGAAGAAAACCUUUUUACUUGUCGUUACUGUGGAGCACUUACGAAAGAAGCAGCUAUUAAACGUUCUUCAGGCCAACUAGGCAUUACUCCGAACAACGAGAAUGAUGAAGAGGUGGCAUUUUGCUCUUUGCUUUGUUACUUCAAUUUUGCAGCUAAUGCAAAAGUGGCUCUUUCAAAUGACGAUCUUACGAAAGCUGAGAAAUACGUUGAUGGAGAAACCUUGGCUAGACUGAGACAAAUAAGUGCUGAACACUUCGCAAAAUGUCUUCAUCUUGGAAAAGUGAAACCUGAGUCAGCUAAUAGCUCUCACGCAAGCAACGAGGCCUCUACUUCAGUAAUUGAUUCUCGAUUUGCAGCUACUGAAGCAGAAAAAAAUCAGCUUGAGGUGGUUUAUGUUCGGGAUCUUGCUUCGUUGAAUGAAAACACUCCGCAAAAAACUACCGAGAAAAAAUGGAAAAGCGUUUUAUGGAUGCAAUGCGACGCUUCCCUCGUUGAAAGUUUUGAACGUUUAACCAACCAGGUUUUGCAGAAACAGUUAGUGGCGCAACUUCAUGCAAUGGACCGUCCAUCAGGGACAGUUUAUCCAGACGACACUAGACGUUGUGAACUUUGUGCAGGACUGGGUGAUGGAGAAGUGGACGUUUGUGGUCGACUUAUAAAUGUUGAUGCUAACGUUUGGGUUCAUGUAAAUUGCGCCAUUUGGUCGCAAGAAGUUUAUGAGAGUAGCUCCGGAGCUUUAAAAAAUGUUGAAGAGGCACUGCGACGUGCUUCUGUAGUAAACUGUGUGCUCUGCGGUGGACCAGGAGCGUCAGUUCGUUGUUACAAGUUGAAUUGUGAGACGCAUUUUCACUUACCAUGCGCCAAGAAGACGAAGGGGAGAUUUAUGAAAGACAAGACAUUCUUCUGUGAAAAUCAUGAUGAUGUACGAACUGAAAUGGCCUUGGAGCGACUAGGUGCAUUCAGAAGGUUAUAUGUUGAGCGAGAAGAAAACCAGGUGAUUGCAAAACUCUUCCAGCAUUGCGACAGUGAGAAAUUAGUACUUCGCGUUGGCUCUUUACUGUUUCAUAACCUUGGGCAGCUGUUACCAGACCAGUUAAAGAAGUUCCAUAAUGCAGACUUUAUAUUCCCAGUUGGCUACACUGUUACACGCUUUUUUUGGUCUCCUGUCAAUGCGUGCAAGAAAAUAAGGUACAAGUGUUCAAUUAGGGAGAACAAAGAUUCCAAUGCCGUGUUUGUUGUUUCUUACGAAACAGGUGGCAAGCUCAGUGAAUGCAAGUAUGAAGGACCAAACGCUUCUGCUCCAUGGGACCCAAUUCUAAAGUCAGCAGAAACGGCUAGGGACAAGACAGGUUUGAUGCUCAGGCUUUUCCCGUCUCACGCUUCUGGCGAAACACUUUUUGGAUUAAACGAAUCAGGGAUCUCGAAAAUGAUUGAGUCGUUGCCGGGCGUUGAUCAAUUAGCUACUUAUACUUUUAAACAUGGCGGGAGUCCAUUAAUGGACCUUCCGUUGGCUGUCAAUCCUAGUGGUUGUGCACGAUGCGAACCUCGAUUCCGAACACUUAUAAAGAACAAAAAUAAACCAUUACACAGAUCUCCUACAGCGAUGGCGCGCCGUCUUGCCACAGAUACUGAAACCACUAGAGAAUCUCGGACUCGGGGGGCGCGGGCUUCUUUGCUAGAGUCAAAUGCGCAACCAUCUUGGUUUUCUGGAAUACCGACUGAUUAUGUUGCUUCACCAUACUCUCGUUUUGAGCCAGGACAGUUGCAGAAUAGUACAAUUUACUCACAAUAUCAAAAGAUGAAAAAAGAGUGGAAGAAUAACGUUUAUUUAGCUCGUUCAAGGAUCCAGGGAUUGGGUUUGUAUGCGUCAAAGAAUAUCGAAAUGAAUUCUAUGAUUAUUGAGUAUAAGGGAGAGCUGAUCCGGAGUGAAGUGAGUGAAAUGCGCGAAAAGAAAUAUGAAGCACAGAAUCGAGGAGUUUACAUGUUUCGUAUUGAUGAGGAAAGAGUAAUAGACGCCACUAUGGCAGGAGGCCCUGCUAGAUAUAUCAACCAUUCUUGUGAUCCGAACUGUUCAACUUGUUUGGUAACUUCUGGUACUACGGCUGAUGAUAAAAAAAUUAUAAUAAUUGCAAAUAGACCUAUUUCUGCAGGCGAAGAGUUAACAUAUGAUUACCAGUUUGAGCUCGAAGAUGACGAUGUCAAAAUUCCUUGUCUUUGCGGCGCUCCUAAUUGCCGAAAGUGGAUGAAUUAA
This is a messenger RNA of Enterobius vermicularis (human pinworm), 4470 nucleotides long. NCBI's taxonomy places the organism in Eukaryota, Metazoa, Nematoda, Chromadorea, Rhabditida, Oxyuridae. The record is from the annotation of a GenBank genome assembly.